UCGAACUUAUUUCUCGAAAACAGUGGUCCUUCACGUUUGACGGACUGCCUCUUGAGCUGGUGGAGGCAACCAUGGCUGUCAUUCUAGGAGAGUUUGUCAUGUUCUGCCCCCUCCGCCACAUCUUCUUAUCUCUGGCGCUGCGAUUGACAGCGUUCUCCUACAUCCCUCCUUUCUCUCCGGGACGGACGCUUCUUGGUGUCUACUGAACGCAGCAGCUACCAUACGGCCGGGAGUUUCUUCACCCUGAAGAUGGAUUGCGACGUGUGCAUGCAGACUUUCAACGAUGCAGAACAUCGCCCCAAGUUCCUUCCCUGCGGCCACACGUACUGCCUGUCUUGCCUGAUGCAGCUGCCGGCCAAGCAGUGCCCCGUCGACCAGAAGGUGUUCCAGUUGGACAAUUUGAUCGACAACUACAAGUUGCUCAACGCGCCGCUCAAGCCCCCACGCUUCUGGUGCAUCCCCUGCGAGAAGGCCGCGACCGAGGAAUGCCUGGACUCGCACACUGUGCACAGCCUCAAGCUGCAGCGCACCAAGGCGUCAGGGCCGCUCCUGGAGGCGCUCCGGCAGGGCGAGGCGGGCUUGUUGGGGCUGGCCGGGGUCCUGGACAAGGCGGCCGUGGCCAGGCAGGCGGACGACUGCGGCGACUGGCUGGAGAGGCACCAUGUUGACCUGGUCGCAGCGAGGAACCGCCUGGAGGACGCGCUGGAGGCGGACACGGCGGCAUGGGAGCAGGCCCAUCGGACCGUGUUGCAGAUCGAACUGCCCAGGACGGCGGCCCAGCUGACGGCCGACCUGUCCAGCCCUUCUUCCUCGUGCUCUGUGACGGUGCGGCGCGCUGCUGGGGGGCCAGUGGCGUGGAUCGGCGGGAUGCGGCCCGCGGAGGACGCGGCGGCCAGGCUGCUGCUGUGCCGACUGGCUUGCAGUGGAGGGCUGCGCGCGCCGGAGCAGCAACCUGGGCGGCAGCAAGAAAAGGGCGAUAUCGCCCUAGUCUGGGAGGAUCGCUCCAACCAGGCGGAGGUGGUCGAAGCGAACGCAGCCAAACAGGUGACCAUGAGCGUGGGCAGCAGGGUGGCGCGCGGACGGGGCUGGAAGGACGGGGACCAAGACGACGGCACGCCCCCCGGACCCGGCACUGUUAUAGCGUUCGGACAUAUACUGGCGAACGGUGGGCAAUGGGGUGAUGGAGUAAGCGUGAAAUGGGGCCACACCGGCAAAACAAGCUCCUACUUAAAAAAGGAAAGCUCCGUAGUACUCCGUUUGCUGCCGCCCGAGCUGAAACCACACAUUGGGUCAGAGGAAGAAGUCCUCGACGUCGCUGCCAUCAGUUUCUGCGUCGACAUGAAACCCAAGGGAGAACUACUGGCACGCACUAACUUCACAAAGGUGCGCACGCUUCUCGGCCUGCACUGCGACGUAGAGCCUGAAGCCUGGAGCCUGACAGUGCUGCAGCAGGCCGCGCCCCGCCUGAAGGCCCUGCAGCUGGUGUCGCCGCAGCAGCAGCACCUGGACGCGGCCCUGGCGAUGCCGCUGCUCGAGGGCCUCUGCGUGUGCAACGUGACGGGGCCGCAGCUGCAGCAGGUGGUCCGGAUGGCGUCGCUGCGCCGCCUGGAGCUGCACUGCCCGCCGGACGCCCCGCUGCCGGUGCUGGCGUUCCCGGGGACUGCCGCGGGGCUGCGGUGGCUGCGCUGCGGCGUGCACCCGCUGGUCACGGCGCUGGCCCUGUUUCAGUAUUCCUAUCUCAUCCAUGGAUUCAACAUGACGCAGCCUUUGGUCAAGAGGAUAAUUGGAUUCCUACUCAUCACAUCAAUGGGUAUCACUGUAUCUUCUUGA
Messenger RNA from Thrips palmi, 1830 nucleotides. RefSeq lists its product as uncharacterized. Gene Ontology annotation, molecular function: ubiquitin-protein transferase activity; metal ion binding. The coding region runs from base 250 to 1830 and encodes 526 amino acids. The record is from RefSeq and is a predicted model, not a curated record. Lineage: Eukaryota; Metazoa; Arthropoda; Insecta; Thysanoptera; Thripidae. The transcript is spliced from 10 exons.